Nerophis lumbriciformis (worm pipefish) is the source of this 546-nucleotide messenger RNA. It is a transcript of the gene il20, whose product is annotated as interleukin 19 like. The record is from RefSeq and is a predicted model, not a curated record. Lineage: Eukaryota; Metazoa; Chordata; Actinopteri; Syngnathiformes; Syngnathidae.
AUGAAGAGGAUUCCCCGCUUUUCCACCCUCCUCCUCCUCAGCUUCCUGAGUGAACUUUCCUUCGGCGGAACUCUGAAGUUCAACAACUGCGAGGUCAGCGUCCACACGCAUGAGCUACGCAGACAUUACUCGGCGAUGCGCUUGAUAGCGAUUUCUGAGGACACGGAGAUUGGAGUGAUGAUCCUGAACAGAUCAACAAUGACAACUUUUCAGGGCGGUCAGACGUGCUGUUACUUGCGCCUGAUCCUGCGCUUCUACGUGGAGAGAGUUUUCCGAAACUACGCCUCCUCACAGCCACAGCAGCUGAUGCGUUACUCCAGCGCCCUGGCCAACGCCUUUGUCGCCGUGAGGAGGAAUAUAAACAAAUGUCACUGUCUCUGCGAGGAAGACACGCAAAGAGCCAUCGACUCGUUACACACUGAGUUCGACAAGCUGUCCAUCAACAAGGCGGCCAAGAAGGCCGUGGCGGAGAUGGACGCACUACUGGACUGGCUCGACGAACUGGAGGAGUCAACGGCGGCGUCCGAUCAAACCCUGACACCCUAG